AUGUGUAAAUGCUUUAUCAGGGGAUUAAAACCUGAUAUUGAACAGAGAAUCGCGAGAGAUUUAGAUGUUCAGGCCACGGUGGCCGACGCAUUAAGGAUAGAAAGAGAACUCCGCGACAUCACAGAUUUACGACAAGGCCAAAAUAACAAUUCAGAGAAGAACCGAUUGCGAGAAACCUGUCAAAUUUGCUAUAAAGAAGGGCAUUCGGCCUCUGCCUGUAGGAAACUAACUCAACAGUCCUAUAACAAAUCUCCCUUAGGAACAGAAAUUUUAAUCUGUCAGAUUUGUAAGAAACGAGGACAUAGUGCCGAUAAAUGCCAAUUACGUGAUCCUCAGACUCGUCAAUCCGUCAAUAUAGUGCAAGAAAGUAGCAUUAUCUGUCAGUUGUGCUCUAAAAUCGGGCACAACGCCAAAGCGUGUCGGAUGAAUAACAAUAACGAACCGUACAAACCUUCGAUAAUUUGCCAAUGGUGUGAUAAACCCGGACAUUCAGCAAAUAAUUGCUGGAAAAAACAGAAUGAACAAAGAAAUGUAGGAAAUAAACUGAGGGUUACCUGUCAAAUAUGUAAUAACAUUGGCCAUAUUGCAAAAGAUUGUCGAUCCAAAACGGAGCAAAAUAAAGAAUCUAAAAACUCCGUAUUCUGCCGUUAA
This is a messenger RNA of Vollenhovia emeryi, 651 nucleotides long. RefSeq names its product cellular nucleic acid-binding protein homolog. The record is from RefSeq and is a predicted model, not a curated record. The transcript has a single exon. Lineage: Eukaryota; Metazoa; Arthropoda; Insecta; Hymenoptera; Formicidae. The coding region runs from base 1 to 651 and encodes 216 amino acids. Gene Ontology annotation, molecular function: zinc ion binding; nucleic acid binding.